This is a messenger RNA of Nannospalax galili (Upper Galilee mountains blind mole rat), 665 nucleotides long. It is a transcript of the gene Hint2, whose product is annotated as histidine triad nucleotide binding protein 2. Gene Ontology annotation, molecular function: hydrolase activity. The record is from RefSeq and is a predicted model, not a curated record. The coding region runs from base 71 to 484 and encodes 137 amino acids. NCBI's taxonomy places the organism in Eukaryota, Metazoa, Chordata, Mammalia, Rodentia, Spalacidae. The transcript is spliced from 5 exons. Gene Ontology annotation, cellular component: mitochondrion; cytoplasm.
CCGCCAAUGGUCGCGCGCUCUGCUGCCCGGCCCACCCCUGCCGCAGCCGCAGACUCGACGGCUCGCGAAGAUGGCCGCGGCCUUGGUACUGGCCGCAGGCUUGCGCGUGGCGCGCAGAGUCGUGGCGGCCACGGGGCCCCGGGGGGCGCAGGUCCGAGGAAAUGCAGGUGUGACUGAUGGAAAUGAAGUGGCCAAAGCCCAAAAAGCAGCACCUGGAGGAGCAUCGCCAACCAUCUUCUCCCGGAUUCUGGACCGAAGCCUCCCAGCUGACAUUCUAUAUGAAGAUCAGCAGUGUCUCGUCUUUCGGGAUGUGGCCCCUCAGGCUCCAGUGCAUUUCCUGGUUAUCCCUAAGAAGCCCAUUCCUCGGAUUAGCCAGGCUGAAGAAGAUGACCAGCAGCUUCUAGGGCACUUACUCCUUGUGGCCAAGAAGACAGCAAAGGCUGAGGGUCUGAAAGAUGGCUAUCGACUUGCUCCAUUUCAGUGAUCAACGAUGGGAAGAUAGGUGCACAAUCUGUAUAUCACCUGCACAUUCACGUGCUUGGAGGCCGGCAGCUGCAGUGGCCUCCUGGUUAAACCUGCCAACUGACCAAGAACCCAGACCUAAAUGCUUGGGUGGGGAAGGGGAAAAGGGAUCCUGUGAUGUUAAUAAACUUAUUCUCUCUCAA